AUGACUGGCAAAUCGGCCGCCGCGAAGCGCGCAAAGGGCGGCAAGGCUCGCAAUGCCCGCAAGGAUCCAGUGCUGGCAGCCGACAAAGCAACCACAGCUGCCAAAUGUAAGCCAAAGACCAACGCAAAUGCCACCAGCAAAGGUAAGAGCAACAAUAACCCCAAGGGAAAGGGUAAUGCCAAAGGCAAGGGUAAUGCCAGUAACGGUGCCAGCGCUGGCAGCGGUGGUGCCAAGACUGCUGGCAAAAAAAACAUUGUCGAGGUCGGGAACAAUGCUCAAGCGCCGAUCGCCAUUGAGUCGCAUUAUCAUCCGGGCGUCUAUAUGGCUCGCUACAAGAACGAUGCCCUGCAGCUGGUGACGCGCAACUCGGUGCCCGGGGAAGUGGACUUUGGCGAACAGCUGUUCAGUGCUUCCGUGCGCGGCAAGACUGUCCAGUACCGCGGCUGGUCGCCGUUUCAAAGUAAGUUGGCCGCCACUGUGAUGGGCGGCAUGGGAAACCUAUACAUGCCCGUGGGCAGCAAGGUGCUGUGUCUGGGCGCUGGCCAUGGGCAGGAUGCCUCGCACAUCGCCGAUAUUGUGGGUGAGUCCGGCUUGGUGUAUGCUGUGGAAAGCAACGCUUGGGCCGGACGCGAGCUCACCUCCCUGGCCAGCAAGAGGCGCAACAUUAUACCCAUCAUAGACGACGCCUCGCUGCCCUACAAGUACCGCAUGUUGGUGAUGGAGCGCAUUGAUACCAUCUAUUCCAACAUACCGGGUGUGAAUCAGGUGCGCAUGCUAAUGCUGAAUGCGCACCACUACCUCAAGGCCGGUGGCCACUUUCUGAUGGUCCUGAAGAAGGACAGCACUCAUCGCAGUGAGUCCGACGAAGUGGCCUAUGCCAGCGAACUGGACAAGCUCAAGGCUGAGCGAUUCAAGCCACUGGAGCAGAUAUCGCUGGAGCCAUUCAAGCAUGGCCAUUCCAUGAUUGUGGGCACUCGCAUGCCCGCCGAUUAUGGGGCUAUCAAGUAG
Molecule: messenger RNA, 1008 nt
Organism: Scaptodrosophila lebanonensis
Lineage: Eukaryota; Metazoa; Arthropoda; Insecta; Diptera; Drosophilidae
Product: rRNA 2'-O-methyltransferase fibrillarin
Exons: 1
Coding region: 1-1008 (335 amino acids)
Biological process (GO): rRNA methylation; box C/D sno(s)RNA 3'-end processing
Cellular component (GO): small-subunit processome; box C/D methylation guide snoRNP complex; Cajal body
Molecular function (GO): rRNA methyltransferase activity; histone H2AQ104 methyltransferase activity; RNA binding
Source: RefSeq, a predicted model, not a curated record